Messenger RNA from Hymenoscyphus albidus, 2569 nucleotides. NCBI's taxonomy places the organism in Eukaryota, Fungi, Ascomycota, Leotiomycetes, Helotiales, Helotiaceae. The record is from the annotation of a GenBank genome assembly.
CCCACCUCACGCUUUCAUGAGAGAACACUCAGCCUGACAACCACUGAAAAACUUUAUACCUCCCCUUCCCCCCACUCCAUCCUCCACCCCCCCAAUUCUCCUCUCUCUCCCAUCAGCAAUCAUGUCGGAUCUCAACUCGUGGGAAGAUGAUCCCGCUGCCCAAGAUGACAACCUCUCGCGGCAGACGCAACAGAUGAAUUUGAACAAUAAUCCGCGACCCGCUCAAGGAGGGGCAGGCGCCGCCGCUCCAGCUUUCCGACCAGGUGUAAACUCCUUCCAGCCAGGAGCGCAAUCUUUCCAGCCCGGACAGAGUUACCAACAGUAUGGAGGAGGUUACGACCAGAGCACAUACCAAAACCCUUACCAGCAGGGUGGUCAGGGCUACGGAUACCCUCAAUAUGGCGGGCAACAGGGUGGAUACCAGCAAUACCCUCAAGCCGGUGGCUACAAUGCGGGAUACAACCAGAACGCUGGGGCCUAUAAUCAGGGCUAUAGUGAGUUCUAUUCCUAGACUGGCGACAAUGUUGAGCACCAAUCUUGUGCCGCAAACAAUAUUCGCACAGUCAACAUCUCACCGCAUUCUCUACGCACAACUGACUCUCCCUCUCCAGACCAGCAGUAUGGCGGAUAUGCCCAACAAUCACAAGCAGCCCCAGCUGCACAAGCCGCUCCUCGACAGACACCAACGAUUGCGAAGCGACCAGCAGAAGGGUCAGCAGCAGCAGCGGAACUGAACAAGCCAGUCACCAUCAAGGCUGGAGGACCUAAAGUUCUGAGUAUCGGAGGUGACGCGCCAAAGCCAAAGGCGAAGGUUUUGUCAAUUGGCAAUCCAACUCCAGUCCCAGCGGCUGCCAAAAAAGAAAAGGAUGCGCCUUCAAGCGCCACAGCGGGGGCCAAGGUGACCGCAGCAAAGGCAAUUGAAAAAACACAAGCAAAGGGAGAGAAGAAAGACCCAGAAAGCGGAAAGACAUCGCCCGCUCCUUCGUCCGGGCGAUCGAGUCCAUCGGCUGGAGCCGUCAAAGCUGCAGCCCGUGAAGCAGAUGCGGUAGAGAAGGAACAGGCAGCAGAUGUGGAUGAGGAGACACUGAAGGAAAUCUAUGGCAAAGAACAUGUCAAUAUUAUUUUUAUCGGACAUGUCGAUGCUGGGAAAUCCACACUUGGAGGGUCCAUCCUAUAUGCGACAGGAAUGGUUGACGAGCGAACAAUGGAGAAGAACAAAAAAGAGGCCAAGGAGAUGGGCCGUGAGACUUGGUAUUUGUCGUGGGCACUGGAUCUCACCAAGGAGGAAAGAUCCAAAGGAAAAACUGUCGAGGUUGGACGAGCGUUCUUCGAGACCGAAAAACGAAGAUACAGUAUUUUGGAUGCGCCAGGGCACAAGACAUACGUACCUAGUAUGAUUGGUGGUGCUUCUCAGGCAGAUGUAGGAAUUUUGGUCAUCAGUGCUCGCAAGGGAGAAUACGAGACCGGAUUCGAAAAGGGAGGACAAACUCGAGAGCACGCCAUGUUGGCAAAGACCCAGGGUGUCAACAAACUAGUGGUAGUCAUCAAUAAGAUGGACGACCCAACAGUCGAGUGGUCCAAAGCCAGAUACACCGAAUGCUGCACAAAACUCGCUAAUUUCUUAAAACAAACUGGAUACAAUCUGAAGACUGAUGUGUUUUUCAUGCCAAUCGCAGCCCAACAGACCAUGGGAAUCAAAGACCGAAUACCAAAGGGCGUCGCACCAUUCUAUGACGGACCAUCACUUCUCGAAUACCUUGACAACAUGAAUACCUUGGAGAGAAAGGUUAACGCGCCAUUCAUGUUGCCCAUCAACGGCAAAUACCGAGACAUGGGUACGAUUGUUGAAGGCAAGAUUGAAGCUGGUGUUGUCAAGAAAUCUAUGGGUUUGGUUAUGAUGCCAAAUAAGGAAAAGGUCGAGGUCGCCGCUCUGUAUGGCGAGACGGAAGAUGAAAUCAACCUUGCGCAGUGUGGAGACCAAGUCAGACUUCGCUUGCGUGGUAUUGAAGAAGAGGAUAUUCUUCCAGGUUUCGUACUCUGUUCGCCUAAGCGACUUGUUCACAACGUUACAGCAUUUGAGGCUCAGAUUCGUGUUUUGGAGCUGAAGAGUAUUCUUUCCGCUGGUUUCAAUUGUGUCAUGCACGUUCACUCGGCUAUUGAAGAAGUCACAUUUGCCGCACUACUUCACAAACUUCAGAAGGGAACCAACCGAAAGAGUAAGGUACCUCCUUCUCACGCCAAGAAGGGAGAUAGUAUCAUUGCUCGGAUGGAGGUUAUUGGUGGUGCUGGCUCGGUGUGUGUGGAGAAAUUUGAAGAUUAUCCGCAAUUGGGACGAUUUACGCUCAGAGAUCAGGUAAGUAAAUCAUUCUCGUUUGAAUGAUAUCAGCUAAUGUUUUGAAGGGACAAACUAUUGCUAUUGGUAAGAUCACCAAACUCAUCACCGAGGAAUCGGCAGCUUAAGUAAGACAAUCUUUGGGGUGAUGUAAUAAGUUGACGAGGCUUUUUUAAAGCUGAAUGAGAAAUGAUUGAUUUUUACAUGAAAAUUCAUGUCCAUUUGGCAUAGGUUAGG